Rosa rugosa (rugosa rose) is the source of this 928-nucleotide messenger RNA. RefSeq lists its product as uncharacterized. The transcript has 8 exons. Gene Ontology annotation, cellular component: mitochondrion. Gene Ontology annotation, biological process: P450-containing electron transport chain. The coding region runs from base 160 to 693 and encodes 177 amino acids. Lineage: Eukaryota; Viridiplantae; Streptophyta; Magnoliopsida; Rosales; Rosaceae. The record is from RefSeq and is a predicted model, not a curated record. Gene Ontology annotation, molecular function: 2 iron, 2 sulfur cluster binding.
CUUGACAGCCCAAUCCAGCAAACUGAGAACUUACGCCUAAACGUCAUAGGUGUCUGGGGUUCGAGACUUGUCUUCUACACGGUAACUUGAAGUUUUUGUCUAGGCACAGACAAACUCAUUGAAGCAGAUCAUACAGGUUCUGGGUGGUUCCUGUUAACAAUGGUUGUUUCUAGAUUUUCGGGCCUCGGCAGGCAGAUGAUCAAGUAUCUCAGAAAAGGUCCAUUGACAUUUUCACCAAAGGCAGGAAACUUAUGUGCAAGUUACAAUUAUUUUUCCCAUACUUUGACGCCUCGUACUUUUUCUACAACAACUGCUCAUGAGGAAGGGAACAAACAAAUAGAAGAAAUAUCUGUGAUGUUUGUUGAUAACGAUGGGGAGAAGCAUGUUAAAGUUCCUGUUGGAAAGUCUAUACUAGAAGCUGCUCAUGAAAAUGAUAUUGAACUUGAAGGAGCAUGUGAAGGAUCCUGUGCUUGUUCUACAUGCCAUGUGAUUGUGAGAGAUUUGGAGUACUACAAUAAACUGGAAGAUCCCACUGAUGAGGAAAAUGACAUGCUGGACCUUGCAUUCGGGCUCACAGAGACGUCUCGUCUGGGUUGUCAAGUGAUUGCAACACCUGAACUCGAUGGAAUAUGCCUUGAACUGCCCGCGGCCACGCGGAACUUUGCUGUCGACAAGUAUGCCAAAGCCACCUAGAAUUCUUCAGAUGGAGCAGUAGCACACACAUUUGGAAGUAGCAAACGGAUCUCUUCCAAUAUUGCCGCCUGUCUCUAUCCUGGUAGGCUCUUGUCUUAGACACUGCCAUAUUCAGUUGAUAAAACUGCUUGAAAUUUGGUUCCAUCUAUUACUUUGUUGAAUCUUUCAUCACCAUAUUUAGUAUUAAUAUGACAUGUUCGGGAUGGGGCUUGUGAAGGCCAAAUUUCAGCUUUCA